ACACGCCGCGGGAAUUAGCGAACGCGGCGUAACGCCGAGCGUUUUAUCGAGUUCACCUCGCUUUCCAACGCCGCGUGAACACUUAUGCAGAUCUCUUUAAAUGGACCCGCCAUCAAAUCUGAGGAGUGCAGCCAACUGCUUUCUGAUGCAGCUCUGAUCUGGAGAAAGACACAUGUAAGGAACCUUCCUCCUAUGAAACAACUGCCAAGUGUUGGUGGAUCAGCUCACACGGACAACUUUUACCAAACAGUUACAGUGGAGUGUGGAAGUCAGACAGAUUUAGAAAAGAUGCCACCACUGGGACAAUCCCUGGAAGAGGAGGACCUGAAAAAGCUACAGAACGACCUUAACCAGUUUGUCCAAGUGCAGCCUGAGCCAGCCCCACAGUUUGGAGAAGCAGAAUACCAAGAUGCCCUCCACGCCCUUGGCAUGGAUGACCAAGGCUCUGGGCUAGAUUCUGACUAUGGAUCUUCAGAUUCAGAUUAUUAAAAAACAGUUGUUGCAAUUUCAUGUUUCUUUUUUCAAAGUUUGUGAGAGAGUUAUUCAAUAAAUUUCAAAUAAAUA
Molecule: messenger RNA, 564 nt
Organism: Dreissena polymorpha
Lineage: Eukaryota; Metazoa; Mollusca; Bivalvia; Myida; Dreissenidae
Exons: 2
Coding region: 85-489 (134 amino acids)
Source: RefSeq, a predicted model, not a curated record